AUGGAGCAAACAUUAGCCUUAUCUUGUGAUGGAUGCGGCUUCUCUUACCAAUCGUUUGAAUUACUCGCGGAUCAUCUCAGAAACCUUUUGUCUGAUAGAUAUCAUCAACAGCAGACAUAUGUCUGUACAUGUAAUAGCAACUUGCUAUACAAUAUCCAGCAAUAUAUUGCGCAUCUUUCUCUUGAACAUGAUGCGACAAAUCAACAAAGUAAGAAGUAGUACAACUCAAGUGUAUUAUUGAUAGGCUCUUCUGUUCAAAACGUGGGUAGAAGGAAGUACAUCUGUCCAGAAUGUUCGAGAGAGUUUGCCGACAAGAGUAAUAUGAAAAAACACAGGAAAUUGCACUCAGGUAUUUUAAAUCCAAAUGUUGUUUGAAUAUUUAGGUGAUAAACCCCAUGAAUGCAAUAUCUGUAAACAUUCAUUUGCCAAAAGAAGUAACCUGACCCAACAUCUGGCAAUGCAUCAACGCUCAUCAACGGAUGUCUUUAAGUGUGCGGUUUGUGAAAAGGAAUACUUUUCAAAAUCGGCAUUAAAACUUCAUUUUCGAGUUCAUACAAAUGAAUCGCCCUUCAAGUGCAAAAAAUUGGAAUGUGACUUGGCAUUUAGGUUCGUCGUCCAACAGCCAUCUUCCCCGUCCAAUACUUACAAUAUACAUAACAUUUACAGAACCCGGAAAUUAUUGAACUCUCAUGUUAACCGGACACAUUCGUCGGUUGUGGGAUCAAACCAACGUUCGUAUUCCCCUCAUUCGGCGCAAAAAGUUGUAAGACAGAUAGCCGAAUUAAGUGGAACAAAGAUUUCUGAGGACCCUCCAUUGAAGGCCUCGGCUACCUCAGCUUUUCAACGGGUGUCUAGUGGAUCAAACACGUCGGCGGCUCCAAGGAACCGGCUUCAACGUCGAGCAUCCGAAACUGUAGCGCCAACAUCGCAGAUGAUAAGGUUUAAUAGUAGUGUGGACAUAUAA
Molecule: messenger RNA, 964 nt
Organism: Bursaphelenchus xylophilus (pine wood nematode)
Lineage: Eukaryota; Metazoa; Nematoda; Chromadorea; Rhabditida; Aphelenchoididae
Source: the annotation of a GenBank genome assembly